This is a messenger RNA of Aspergillus versicolor CBS 583.65, 1396 nucleotides long. RefSeq lists its product as uncharacterized. Gene Ontology annotation, biological process: canonical NF-kappaB signal transduction. Bases 103 to 1194 code for a protein of 363 amino acids. The transcript has a single exon. NCBI's taxonomy places the organism in Eukaryota, Fungi, Ascomycota, Eurotiomycetes, Eurotiales, Aspergillaceae. The record is from RefSeq and is a predicted model, not a curated record.
UCUCGACCGUCCCUCUGAUCAAUUUCUCAAGUUACCGAGAUGCGCCCAUUUUGUCCUCGCCUCGCUCCAACUACCUUGAUCACAUAAAAAGGUUUAGAGGACAUGGACGCAGAAGACAAUGCACCUCCCUCACCAGCUCACGAUUCCAAAUCCAAGGCCGAAUCAAGCACCAAACCUGCAGCUCCAGAGCCAGACGACUACACAUCCCACCAAAGUAAAAGCAAAGGGAAAUUUCGCUUCAAAUCCAAAUCCAAAUCUAGUUCUAGGUCUUCACGACAUGAUUCUCACCGACAUGACUCCCACCGUCAUAGACACAGACACAGGCAUCACCACGAUGACGACGAAGUCCGCCACCGCAGACAUAAACGCCGCAGAACAACCACCACUCGCUCCCCCUCUCCUGGUACCGUCCCUUCAUACCCGGGCCCUCCAUUAUCGCCAAACACCGCUUUCCGUGAGUCUCUUUUCGAUGCUCUAGGUGAUGAUGAAGGCGCGGCGUUUUGGGAAUCAGUUUACGGGCAGUCGGUACACUCUUUCGCUGCUCCGCCGGGACAUCUCGGCGGGGAAGGAGACGGAAGGGGAGAGCUCGAACAAAUGGACGAGGAGGAAUACGCGGCUUAUGUGCGCGGUGAGAUGUGGAAGCGGACGAGGGAGGGGAUGCUUGAGGAGCAGGAGCGCAUAAGAGCGGAAAAGAGGGCAAAGGUGCAGGCUGAGAAGGCGGCUGGCGCGAAUGAGGAGAAAAGAAAGUUUGAAAGAGCGAUGGAAGACAGUCUUCGGCGGGGCCGGGACAGGAGAAAGAUGAAGGAGGUAUGGAAGGGAGUUUGGGGAAGCUAUGUGAAGUCCUGGGAUGAGAUUGAGUCAAUACGGAAUAAAGGCGAGGGUGAAGGACCAGCGGAAGGGGCUCAGGUACGAAAUCUACUGUUUUGGCCCGUCGAGACAGGGAAGAGGAGGGACAUUACAAAAGAGAACGUGGAGGAGUUUAUGCGGCGAGCUCCCCCGCAACCCGCCGGUCCUGGGAACGAAUCUACUCCCAAUGAUGCCCUGCUCUCUACGCUCAAGGCGGAGCGAGUUCGGUGGCAUCCAGACAAAAUUCAGCAUCGAUACGGUGCGCUGGGAAUCGAUGAGUCGGUAAUGCGCAGCGUUACAGAAGUCUUUCAGAUUAUUGACCAUUUGUGGAGCGAUUUGAAACGGUAGUCAGCAUUUACGAACUGCAUUGGAAUGGCUCCGGCGUUGGUCUUCUACUGGGAUAUCCCCUAUUAUUAUUAUUAUUUUUCUUACGUCUUAGGAGGAUUCUAGCGUUGAUACUAUUGAUACCCGUUUUUGCAUAGAAACUUAAGCGUUCAUAUAUUUCGAAACAGUGAAAUACACAAUCGUGAAACUUUUGGCUCGUUUCAUA